Perkinsus marinus ATCC 50983 is the source of this 237-nucleotide messenger RNA. RefSeq lists its product as hypothetical. The record is from RefSeq and is a predicted model, not a curated record. NCBI's taxonomy places the organism in Eukaryota, Perkinsozoa, Perkinsida, Perkinsidae. Bases 1 to 237 code for a protein of 78 amino acids. The transcript has 3 exons.
AUGUCUAGCGUUACCAGUUGGGCGAAGCGGGCACGCACCGCUCAGGAGAAGUCCAAAGCGACUGCUUCUGGGGAGGAAGCUAAGAAGGAGGCUCAGAAGGAGAAGGUCCUCGGUCGAAUGAGACGUUCCCAUCCACUUGGCCGAGUCGUUAACAGGAAAUGCAGUGUCCCCCUCCUCGGUAUGAGCGCCAGGGGCAUCAAUUAUCGUGGUAUCGUCAACCUCAUGUGUUUGCUGUAA